GUUCAGUGUGGUGACUUCCCUCAUCUGUUGGUGUAUGGACCGUCAGGAGCUGGAAAAAAGACAAGAAUAACCUGUUUGUUAAGGGAAUUGUAUGGUGCAGGAGUGGAAAAACUGAGGAUUGAGCAUCAGAGUAUAACGGCACCUUCUAAAAAGAAAAUUGAAAUCAGCACCAUUGCAAGUAAUUAUCACCUUGAAGUUAACCCAAGUGAUGCAGGAAACAAUGACCGUGUAGUAAUUCAGGAGCUCUUGAAGACAGUAGCACAAUCCCAACAGCUUGAGACAAGUACUCAACGAGAUUUUAAAGUGGUGCUGUUAACAGAGGUCGACAAACUCACUAAAGACGCUCAGCAUGCUUUGCGAAGAACAAUGGAGAAAUACAUGGCGACCUGCAGGUUGAUCCUGUGCUGCAACUCCAUGUCAAAAAUUAUAGGACCUAUUCAAAGCAGAUGCCUGGCUGUACGAGUGCCUGCUCCCAGCAUUGAGGAUAUCUGCCAUGUCUUGUCCAGUGUGUGUAAGAAAGAAGGCUUGACUCUUCCACAGGAACUGGCUCAAAGGGUUGCAGAGAAAUCUGGCAGGAAUCUUCGGAAGGCACUACUUAUGUGUGAGUCCUGCAGAGUACAACAGUAUCCUUUUACUGCUGAUCAAGAUAUUCCUGAGAUGGACUGGGAAGUUUAUUUGAGAGAAACUGCAAAUGCUAUUGUUGGGCAACAGACACCACAAAGGCUUUUGGAGGUCCGUGGACGGCUUUAUGAACUCUUGACACACUGCAUUCCUCCUGAGAUUAUAAUGAAGGGCCUCCUGACAGAACUUCUAAAUAACUGUGAUGGACAACUGAAAGGAGAAGUUGCACAGAUGGCAGCUUUCUAUGAACACCGCCUGCAACUGGGCAGCAAAGCCAUUUAUCAUCUGGAAGCAUUCGUAGCAAAGUUUAUGGCAAUUUACAAGAAAUUUAUGGAGGAUGGUCUAGAUGACAUGAUGUUUUAACUCUGAUGACUGAAGUCCUACACAGAAUGUUGUGUCAUGAUGCCAGUAAUGUUACAAAUGUUACCUACUUGUCCCUGCUCAAUUGCAUGUGGGUCUAGUUCAAAGUCAAAUAUUUUAUUUUGCUAUUAACGUAAAACACAGUGAACUAAAGAACAAUAUUUGUUCAGUUUUAGAAACCAGAUGGAUUGUUUGACAGCCACAAAUCCAUCUUUAGAUCCAUAAAAAAUACAUU
Pterocles gutturalis (yellow-throated sandgrouse) is the source of this 1216-nucleotide messenger RNA. RefSeq names its product replication factor C (activator 1) 3, 38kDa (gene RFC3). The record is from RefSeq and is a predicted model, not a curated record. Gene Ontology annotation, molecular function: DNA binding; ATP hydrolysis activity; DNA clamp loader activity. Gene Ontology annotation, biological process: DNA-templated DNA replication; DNA repair. Gene Ontology annotation, cellular component: nucleus; DNA replication factor C complex. NCBI's taxonomy places the organism in Eukaryota, Metazoa, Chordata, Aves, Pterocliformes, Pteroclidae. The transcript is spliced from 8 exons. The annotation marks the transcript as partial.